AUGCCUUGGAAGUGUUUAUGGAAAACGAUAAGUCUGAACGUAGUCCUAAAGAUCUUGUACCUACCAGAAAUGAAUGAAAAACUAAUUUUAGUUGAGGAUAACAUCCAAUGUUUUGAGACAAAUCCUGCAAUCGUAGAGUGUUUUAAUGCUAAUCCAGUUCAAUCGACUAGUUCUUAUAAUUUAAUUGAAUGCAACCAAUUUAACGAUAAUAUUGGUCCGUCGACAACUGCUCUUGAUUUAAUUGACGGCAAUUUAAACCAAAUUAGAUAUGUUUUUGAAUCAGAUGACAGCAUCGCUGAUCUGGAAUAUUUUACAGACAUAGGAACAUCUAGCGAUGAAAGUGAUGAUCAAGAAACAGGCCCAUAUGCGACUGAUGAAGAUGAAAAAUACACUCCCUCGGAUACUUUGUCAACUUCAGACACUGAAGAAGAUGAAAAUAGUAAUGGCAGUGUUUGCAGCAGCACCCAUUCAGAUACACGCGAUGAUGCCCAUGUUACGCCAGUCAAAGCUAGAAAAAGACAAAAACGUCCAUCUGAAUGGAAGAUUAAGCAAAGAAAACGCCUUAGAACUCAAGAUAAACCUAAAGUCGCAGAGAGCAAAGUUCAGCUAGCAGUCCAUCAAAGACGAGCUGAAAAAGCAGUGACUGUGAAGAAAAACGACAUCGAAAAGCAUAUAUUUUCGGGAGAUACAGUGGUUGUAUACUUUGAUCUUCAACAGUCUUUGCCAAUGCCACUUUUAACAACUUCGAAGGUGUUUUAUUUAAGACAGUUAUGGACAUAUAAUUUUUGCUUUUACGAUUUAAUAAACAAUGAAGCUAAUAUGUAUGUUUGGUCUGAGGACAUAGCUUCAAGAGGUUCUCAGGAAAUUGAAUCCUGCUUAAUCAGGUUUAACAGGUCCCUUCCACCUAAUGUUAAAAGAAUGAUUGCCUAUAGCGAUUCACGCGAGGGUCAAAGCAGGAACAAGAACAUAAGCAAACUUUAUGUUUUUGGUGAAAGCCACACAACUUGA
This is a messenger RNA of Psylliodes chrysocephalus, 1008 nucleotides long. Lineage: Eukaryota; Metazoa; Arthropoda; Insecta; Coleoptera; Chrysomelidae. The record is from the annotation of a GenBank genome assembly.